This is a messenger RNA of Habropoda laboriosa, 855 nucleotides long. RefSeq names its product spindle and kinetochore-associated protein 1-like. The transcript has 4 exons. The record is from RefSeq and is a predicted model, not a curated record. Gene Ontology annotation, molecular function: microtubule binding. NCBI's taxonomy places the organism in Eukaryota, Metazoa, Arthropoda, Insecta, Hymenoptera, Apidae. Gene Ontology annotation, biological process: regulation of microtubule polymerization or depolymerization; cell division; mitotic cell cycle. Gene Ontology annotation, cellular component: spindle microtubule; mitotic spindle; outer kinetochore. Bases 1 to 855 code for a protein of 284 amino acids.
AUGACGACUACUUAUUCUUUGGAAGAAAUUUUGAUAAGAAAGUGUGAAAAAUUACGAGAUCUCGAAACGGCGACUGUAUUUAUUAAAAGCAAAGGUGUAAUGAAGGACGAAUUCUUUGAAAUGCGUACAGUUGUCUCAGAGAUGUGUAGUGGCAUUGAAAGUAUGAAACAGAGACUAAAUGAAAUGAAGGAGGAGAACAAUAAGUGUAGAGAAUUACUGUCACUUCUUAAGACCCUGGAUACGAAAAUCCUUCAUAUGGAACAAAAUGUUCCAUUUGAAUUGAUUCGUGAUUACCAUAAUACUGAGAAUUCUUUAUUACUAAAUAUUUCUUCUGAGGAGAAACUAGUGAAGGAAUUGCAAAUAUCAAAAAUAAACAAUGAUACAACAAAAUUGGAAACUCCAAUAAAAGAUUGUAAAAAAAAACUGUUUAAUGAAUUUGAAGUUUGCCCUAUGAUACUUUUGAUAAGCAUAGAUGAAUUCAAUAAAGUUCCAAAAUAUAUUAUAGGAAGACAGUCCUUAGACACCGUAAAUAAUCUGAUAGACACCAUUAAUCAGAUAUUAAAAGCAAAAUACACAUUUUUAUCACUGGGUAAAGCUCAUGCCAGAAAGCAAGGCAAAUUAAAUAUUUUCUUAAAUUAUAAAAAACAAGACUUGGACAUUUGCAAUGACAAUGGUAAGGUUCAUUGUAUUUCAGAAUAUGUGUACUUCUUCACUGGUGAAGAUUAUGAGAAGCAUACAAACACUAAAUUAAACAAAAUGAAAUUAAAUCUGUUAACUGUUUUACGACAUUGCAAAAGAUUAAGGGAAUAUAGGGUGAAGAAUGACCUACGAUACGUGGUAUUAACAAAAAAAUAA